UCUAGUAGUAUUACUCUAACAAAUAUAAAAACAGAACUAUUUCUUUGGUGAUCAUUGUGUACCUAACAGUCAAAACAAACAUGUCUUCCUUCGCAUUCCUCAUCCUCGCCGUACAGGCCUGCCUGCUCCAGACUGCCUUCAGCCAGAUCAUCGGUGGGUACGGAUGUGGCGCUGAACUCGCCGCCCCCUGGAGUCUUGCCGCGGCCGCCCCCUGCGGCUACGGCGCGGAGAUCGCCGCCCCCUUCGGCUUCGCUGGCCCCUACGGCUACGGCGCCGAGAUCGCCGCUCCCUACGGCCUCGGCCUCGCCGGUCCCGGCUACGGAAUUGGCCCCUACGGCGCUGGCAUCGCCGGCCCCGCUUACGGCGGCGCCGGAGUCGGCGAGGUAGCCGUGGCUGGUGAGCUGCCAGUCGCCGGAUCGACCCUGGUAGCCGGUCAGGUGCCCAUCCUCGGUGCCGUGGAGUUCGGAGGUGCCGUCCCCGCCGCCGGAUCGGUCUCCAUCGCCGGCAGCUGCGCCUGCGGCUGCGGAGGCCCCUAUUUCUACUAGAUUAUGAACUGACCAAAUAUAGUAUUAUUAUUAUCGACUGA
This is a messenger RNA of Aricia agestis (brown argus), 586 nucleotides long. RefSeq names its product chorion class A protein Ld5-like. Bases 81 to 545 code for a protein of 154 amino acids. Gene Ontology annotation, cellular component: egg chorion. Gene Ontology annotation, biological process: multicellular organism development; chorion-containing eggshell formation. Lineage: Eukaryota; Metazoa; Arthropoda; Insecta; Lepidoptera; Lycaenidae. Gene Ontology annotation, molecular function: structural constituent of egg chorion. The record is from RefSeq and is a predicted model, not a curated record. The transcript is spliced from 2 exons.